Cuscuta campestris is the source of this 1490-nucleotide messenger RNA. The record is from the annotation of a GenBank genome assembly. Lineage: Eukaryota; Viridiplantae; Streptophyta; Magnoliopsida; Solanales; Convolvulaceae.
AAAAAAAAUGAACUUUUUCCAUUAUUUAUAAGGGCAAUGAAAAUAUAAUUGUGAAUAGUACUAAAACCACUAUUUUGGUUUUGGUCGGGCUAUGACAAGCUGUACAGCAUCACGCGUGUGCUCCCUGAUAUCUGGCCUAUUUAUUCCAUUUUAUUCCGUAUUUUAUUUAUUUAUUUAUAUACUCCGUAUAUUUAAAAAAACAUGUCAUUUUUCGGCGAUCUACGUCAUACACCAGCCGCCACAAAACCACCGGGAAUGGCCACCGUGAGCGGCGGCGGCGUCACUGAUCGCAGCGUUCCUCUUCGCAACCUCUCCUACGUUCGAGACCGAGUCGACUCGCUUCAGAAGUUCCUCUCCGACUCGGUUAGCAGCAACGCUCCUCUCGGCAGAGACGAGAUGGAUAGGGUUUCGGCGGAGCUCAGCUCCGCCAUCCGCCAGAUCAUCGCCAACGGCGCGUCGCUUCUCUCACCAAACCAGACCGGCGGAGAAACUGCAGACGGCAGGGCGCCGGAUCGGGGCGAAGGCGGCGGCGAGGAUUCCGAAAUCAUCGAGAUGGACGCGGUGCAGCUGAUGGCGGAGCACGUCCAUUUCUGCGAGAUAUGCGGGAAGGGCUUCAAGCGGGACGCGAAUCUCCGGAUGCACAUGAGGGCUCACGGGAACCAGUACAAGACGCCGGAGGCAUUAGCGAAGCCGGAGAGAUCCCCAGAUCCGAUCGUCUCCGGCAGAAUCGCGCUGUUCUCGUGCCCCUUCCCCGGCUGCUCGAGGAACAAAUCGCACCGGAAAUUCCGGCCGCUGAAAUCCGCGAUCUGCGUGAAGAAUCACUUCAGGAGAAGCCAUUGCCCCAAAACCUACCUCUGCACCAGGUGCAACACGAAGAGCUUCUCAGUAAUGGCGGAUCUGAACAACCACAUGAAGAAUUGCGGGAGAACGAAAUGGAAAUGUUCAUGCGGAACUAGCUUCUCGCGCAAGGAUAAGCUCUUCGGACACAUAGCUUUGUUUGAAGGGCACAUGCCUGCAGUUACAGAGGAAGAAGAUGAUGAAGCAGCAGUGAUUGCCAUGGAAGUGGAUGAAACAGAGAAGAAGAUGGAUAUGGAACUUGAAGAGUUGAAUUCAAUGGACAGAUUUCUUGAUGAUUAUGGCUCAGUGGAGAAUUUCUGGUUCCAGAACACUUUUGGAUCAUCAACAACAACAACAACAACUUCUGUUGAUUUAGGUACCACUGUGAUAGAUAAUUUCUUCAGCUUUUGAUUUGACAGAACCUUAACUGCAUGAUGAUGAUCUCCAUUAAUGUUCAUCAAUCUCUUAGCUUGUUUAACUGUGCAUAUAAUUGAUGAGUUCUUGUUCUUUGUAAUAAAAUAAGGAAUGCAAAUUUUAAUCUUGUGAUUAGUUUUGCUUCAAAAUUGCAGAUUUUCACUUGAGAGUCUUUUUGUUCAUACUUAUAAAUGUCAUAUGAAUGAAAGAAUGGCCUUCAUUAAAUGGUUGACAUUAUU